UCUGAAUACGUUUUUCUAGUGUGCAUCGUAUUAUUCUAGUAAAAAAAAUUUAAAAAUGAUGAUUGCAACUACACGGUGCCUUUAUUUGGUGUUGAACAUUUUAUAUUAUACUCAGAAAGUUUCAAGUGAAAUUACAAUGCUAGAAUUUCUUCAGAAUUUUGUUUACUCUGCGGCUAGUCGUCAACUUAAUGGAGUCAGUGUUAAAUUUCAAGGAGGGAAUUUUAUAUCUUUUGAAGACUUAAAAGAGGUAGCAAUUAAAGCAGCAGACCACUAUAAUAAUCCUAAAGCACGAAUAUUCCUUGAACAUUUUCAAGAUCAUUUACCAGAUAUUGUUUACUGUAAGUAUGCGGAAAGAAUAACCGCUAUUACUCAUUAUAUUUAUUACCUGCUGAAAGCAUGUAAAAUAUGUAUGGAUUAUGAUAAAAUAAAAUCUCUUAACGAAAUUAUUAAACAAUUAGUAGAAUUGGUAAAUUCUAUACAAGAUGGAAUUCAUUAUGUUAGUCAACUUGGUUCUAGAUAUUAUACCUUUCCAAAUACUUCAUAUUUAUUUCUAAUAAAUCCACUGAAUUCAGGUCCCAUAGAAGAGGUUGGCAUACAGUAUUACAUUGAUAAUGUAUUACAACAAUUAAUAACGGAUGCAAAGAUUUAUAUGACAACAUUUUGUGUAUGUAAAGACAAAAAUAAUAUCCCAAUUUCAAAUUAUAUCGAUGAAUUCUUUGAGAAAUAUUUGAAAAGUAGUCCAUUAGAUACUAUGUUCGAAUUUUUAGUGCAAAUAACUCAAUGUUACUUUACUGAAACUAACACUUUUAUGGCACAUUUGGAUGGAAUUUAUCAAAACAUUUUUAGAAAAAAUAAUAAUAAUAAUAAUAAUCCAUAAAUGUAUAAUUUAUUAUUUUGUACUAAAUUUGUUAAAUAAUAAUAAAAAUAAUAAUUAAAAAUA
This is a messenger RNA of Daktulosphaira vitifoliae (grape phylloxera), 940 nucleotides long. RefSeq lists its product as uncharacterized. The coding region runs from base 56 to 877 and encodes 273 amino acids. NCBI's taxonomy places the organism in Eukaryota, Metazoa, Arthropoda, Insecta, Hemiptera, Phylloxeridae. The transcript has 3 exons. The record is from RefSeq and is a predicted model, not a curated record.